ACUUAUACCACUUGUGACCUGGCUGGACCUGCUGUGUGACUAUAGCCGGCUGCAGUCGCUUCUUUGCCGUGUGCUUUGGUUAGUCUGGCUGUGUAGUGAGCUCUUGGGUGUGGUAGUUGGUCAGUCAUGGUUCUUCUGGUUGUGUUGGGUAGCCUGCUCCAGAUGUUGUUCCUGCGGUCGUGUGUGGGCCAGAUCCCCCGGCCUUGCGCCAACACAGAGGCGCUCCGUACCAAGCAGUGCUGCCCGGUGUGGGAGGGGGACGGGUCGGCCUGUGGAGCCACGUCGGGCCGAGGGUUCUGUCAGGACGUGACGGUAUCGGAAGAGCCCCACGGGCCACAGUACCCACACACUGGGAUAGACGACCGAGAACGGUGGCCGCUGGCCUUCUACAACCGCACAUGCCAGUGUGCAGGUAACUACGGGGGUUUUGACUGUGGGGAGUGCAGGUUCGGCUACUUCGGCCCCGGCUGUGCCGAGCAGCGGGAGUCCGUGAGGAGGAACUUCCUCUCGCUGUCGGUGUCGGAACAACAGCGGUUCAUCGCCUACCUGAACUUGGCCAAGAACACCGUCACCGCUGACUACGUCAUUGUCACAGGAACUCGCGCUGAGAUGGGUACAAAUGGGGAGAACCCAAUGUUUUCCGACGUGAGUGUAUAUGACCUGUUUGUGUGGAUGCACUACUACGUGUCCAGGGACACAUUGCUUGGGGGGCCAGGAAAUGUUUGGCCGGACAUAGACUUUGCACACGAGUCGGCGGCGUUCCUGCCAUGGCACCGAGUGUAUCUGCUGCACUGGGAGCACGAGAUCAGGAAGAUGACUGGGGAUUUUAACUUCACUAUCCCAUACUGGGACUGGCGGGAUGCAACAGACUGUACGGUGUGCACAGACAACCUGAUGGGUGGGCGGAGCCUGCUGAACCCCAACCUCAUCAGCCCAGGCUCUGUGUUCUCUUCAUGGAAGGUGAUCUGUACCCAGCCAGAGGAGUACAACAGCAGAGCAGCACUGUGUCCCGGGACAGGGGAGGGGCCUCUGCUGCGCAACCCUGGUAACCACGACCCUAACCGUGUGAGGCAUCUGCCCACCUCGGCCGACGUGGACUUUGUGGUGGGUAUAGAGACUUACGAGACGGGAGCCAUGGACCGCCAAGCCAACAUGAGCUUCAGGAACUCCCUGGAGGGUUUUGCGAGUCCUGAGACGGGGAUGGCUAUAACAGGACAGAGUACGAUGCACAACGCCCUCCAUGUCUUCAUGAACGGAACCAUGAGCUCAGUACAGGGCUCAGCCAAUGAUCCCAUCUUCCUCCUGCACCACACCUUCAUAGACAGUAUCUAUGAACAAUGGUUGAGGAGACACACGCCGCCUCGCUCCCGCUACCCAACAGCCAACGCUCCGAUUGGUCACAAUGAUGGUUACUACAUGGUUCCCUUCCUGCCACUCUACCGCAAUGGUGACUACUUCCUGGGCAACAAGGUCCUGGGUUACGAAUACUCCUACCUGCUUGACCCAGGAACGAGAUUUGUCCAGGAGUUCCUGACUCCCUACAUGCAGGAGGCUCAGAUGAUCUGGCAGUGGCUCCUGGGAGCAGGACUCAUCGGGGCCAUCCUGGCAGGAAUUGUCAUGACGACCGGGGCCCUGUUUGUCAGGAGGCGGAGCCAGAACAGGAAGAUGAAGUCGACUUCAUCCUUCGGGGAGAGACAGCCCCUCUUACAUAGCAGCUCAGAGGAAGGAUCAGGGACCUCCUACCAGACCACACUGUAAUACACACACACACACAAACACACAAAGACACACACACAAAUACGAACACACACACACUAAGACACAAACACACGAAGACACACAUACUAAGACACACACACACACACUCCAGAGACAUUUCAUUCCAAUAUGCCUCGUUCUGCUGCUCUUGAUCUGGGGGUUAAUCUGACACAUAUCAAACAGUAGGAAGACGUUCAGAGACAAACAUGAAAUGAUCAAUCAUAUUAAAGUCCAACUGCAGUCCAGUCUUGAGUCCCGUUCAGGACCACAACACUACAGUCAAACUGUAUGGGACAGGUAUUUGGGUCUGUUAGUGUUGGUUUUGUGUCCACUCAGUCCAGUCUUGAGUCCCGUUCAGGACCACAACACUACAGUCAAACUGUAUGGGACAGGUAUUUGGGUGUUGGUUUUGUUUCCACUCAGUGCUGUCUAUGGGUCCCUGUCCCCAUUCCCUCCCCUAUUCCCCCCGUCCUUCCCCUCUCCCCACUGCCAUGGAGAUGCUGGUGCUAUGGGGAUGUUGUACUGUGUACUGCAUUAUACUGUGUACUGUUAAUACUGUGUACUGUAUGAUAAUGUAUACUGUUGAUACUGUGUACUGUAUUAUACUGUGUACUGUUGAUACUGUAUACUGUAUUAUACUGUGUACUGUAUUAUACGGUGUACUGUAUGAUACUGUGUACUGUUGAUACUGUGUACUGUUGAUACUGUGUACUGUAUUAUACUGUGUACUGUUGAUACUGCGUACUGUUGAUACUGUGCACUGUAGAUACUGUGUACUGUAUUAUACUGUGUACUGUUAAUACUGUGUACUGUAUGAUAAUGUAUACUGUUGAUACUGUGCACUGUAUUAUACUGUGUACUGUUGAUACUGUGUACUGUUGAUACUGUAUACUGAUCUAGGAUCAGAUUACCCUAGCCUGAGAUUUAGGAUCAGAUUACCCUAGACCGAGAUUUAGGAUCAGAUGACCCUAGCCCGAGAUUUAGGAUCAGAUGAGCCUAGCCCAAGAUUUAGGAUCAGAUUACCCUAGCCCCAGAUCUAGGAUCAGAUUAACCUAGCCCCAGAUCUAGGAUCAGAUUAACCUAGCCUGAGAUCUAGGAUCAGAUUACCCUAGCCCCAAACCAAGAGGUUUUAGGUGGAUAAAAACAUAUCUGACCCUGCAUCAGCGGUUAGGGGAAACGUUUACCUACUCUAUGAGUACAGGUCUGAGUCUUACAGGGAAAAGAUUAUCCACUCUACAACGUGAACUGCUUUGUAGGAUAUUAAAUGGCAGGACAAGUCCACUUCAUGUCUGCCUCUGAACCAGUGGUGUAAAGUGCUUAAGUAAACAUACUUUUAAAGUAUUACUUAAGUAGUUUUGGGGGGUAUCUGUACCCCACAAAUUGUACUUUUACUUCACUGCAUUCCUAAAGAAAAUAUUGUACUUUAUACUCCAUACAUUUUCCCUGACACCCAAAAGUACUUGUUACAUUUAGAAUGCUUAGCAGGACAGGACAUGGUUCAAUUCACACUUAUCAAGAGGACCUGCUCAUCCCUACUGCCUCUGAUCUGGCGGACUCACUAAACAGAGGACAUCCCUGGUCAUCUACUGCCUCUGAUCUGGCGGACUCACUAAACACAAAUGCUUUGUUUGUAAAUUAUGUCUGAGUGUUGAAGUGUGUCCCUAGCUAUCCAUUAAAAAAUAAUAAUCC
Molecule: messenger RNA, 3447 nt
Organism: Oncorhynchus kisutch (coho salmon)
Lineage: Eukaryota; Metazoa; Chordata; Actinopteri; Salmoniformes; Salmonidae
Gene: tyr
Product: tyrosinase
Exons: 5
Coding region: 127-1758 (543 amino acids)
Biological process (GO): pigmentation; melanin biosynthetic process
Molecular function (GO): tyrosinase activity
Source: RefSeq, a predicted model, not a curated record